This is a messenger RNA of Orbilia oligospora ATCC 24927, 1059 nucleotides long. RefSeq lists its product as uncharacterized. Bases 1 to 1059 code for a protein of 352 amino acids. Gene Ontology annotation, biological process: DNA-templated DNA replication; DNA repair. Gene Ontology annotation, molecular function: DNA binding; DNA clamp loader activity; ATP hydrolysis activity. The transcript is spliced from 3 exons. The record is from RefSeq and is a predicted model, not a curated record. Gene Ontology annotation, cellular component: DNA replication factor C complex; nucleus; Ctf18 RFC-like complex. NCBI's taxonomy places the organism in Eukaryota, Fungi, Ascomycota, Orbiliomycetes, Orbiliales, Orbiliaceae.
AUGUUGUUCGUCGACAAGCACCGCCCGAAGACUCUUGAUAGUCUAACUUACCAUCAUGACCUCUCUAGCCGUCUAAAAGCUCUAGCCAACGGCGACUUCCCCCACCUCCUAGUCUACGGUCCUUCCGGCGCCGGCAAAAAGACCCGAAUAAUAGCCACCUUAAAAGAACUCUACGGCCCCGGAGUCGAAAAGAUCAAAAUCGACUCCCGUAUAUUCACCACGACUUCAAACCGAAAACUAGAAUUCAACAUAGUAGCCUCGAUCUACCAUCUCGAAAUCACUCCAUCAGAUGUAGGAAACUACGAUCGAGUUGUAAUCCAAGACCUUCUAAAAGAAGUAGCACAAACCCAACAGGUGGAUUUAGCUGCCAAACAAAGGUUUAAAGUCGUGGUUAUCAAUGAAGCCGAUCAUUUAACCAGAGAUGCCCAGGCGGCAUUGAGAAGGACUAUGGAGAAAUAUUCGCCGAAUUUGAGGUUAAUAUUGUUGGCCAAUUCUACGGCGAAUAUUAUUGCUCCGAUUAGGAGUAGAACGUUGUUGGUUAGAGUUGCUGCGCCAACGACGGAUGAGAUUGUGGAUGUUUUGAAGGGUGUGGGGAAGAUGGAAAGGUUGGAGGUGAAGGAUGGACUUUGUAAGAGGAUUGCGGUUGAGAGUGGAAGGAAUUUGAGGAGGGCGCUGUUGAUGUUUGAGGCGGUUUAUGCGCAGAAUGAGGUCGUGAAGGAUAAUACUCCCCUCCCACCACCUGAUUGGGAAGCAUUAAUAUCCCAGAUCGCAGACGAAAUCAUGGCGGAACAUUCACCGGCAAGGAUACUCCAGGUUCGAGCGAAGCUAUACGAUCUAUUGACACAUUGUAUCCCACCGACCGUCAUCCUGAAGACUCUAACCUUCAAGUUGAUACCAAAGAUCGAUGAUACGAUAAAGGCGGAUGUGAUCAAGUGGAGUGCCUUCUACGAACAUCGAUUGCACUUGGGAAACAAACCCAUAUUCCAUUUAGAAGCCUUCGUGGCUAAAUUCUUGAGGUUGCUGGAGAGCUAUUUGAUGGAUAUGGAUUAUGAUUUCUAA